Messenger RNA from Leptosia nina, 2472 nucleotides. The record is from the annotation of a GenBank genome assembly. Lineage: Eukaryota; Metazoa; Arthropoda; Insecta; Lepidoptera; Pieridae.
AUGAAGUUGUUUAUUCUAGCUGUUCUAGUGAGUGCGGUCACGCUAGACGCAAGCCCGCUUUUCGGCCUGCCAAACCCGUUUGGAGUAGCCAAUGCGAUUAACACUGGUUUCCAAGUCGGACAAAAAGUCAUCGGAACUGGUGUUGGUUUGGGACUUGGCGCGGCCAACCGUGUUGGCGCGGGUAUAGCCGGUGCUCUAGGUGGCGGUCUAGGCUUAGGUGGCGCUGCAAGAGGCAGUGGUUACAUCAAAACCGGAAAGUUUGCCGGAAAGAAUUUCAACGAAGGUGCUAGUGGAGCUGCUGGUCGGUCAGAGCAUAAUGUUGGCGGCAGCAGCUUCCACAACGUUGGACAACAUCACACUAAAGUGACAAAGAAAGCGAGGGAAGCCAUGAUAUCGGGGGCUCCAGUUUUCCACAACCAAGGAGCUCAAGCAAACAGCGGAUAUAACGCGAACCGGAAUGGCGCGUCAGCUGUUGGUAACACCUUAAAUGAGGCUGGACAAGGCAGUAACAUUGGCUUAGGUGGACUGGGUGAAGCAGCGUCUCAAGGAAGCGGGUACCUAAAUUCUGGAAACUUUGGCGGCCAAAACGCAGGCGCUAGUGCCAGCGGCGUCGCCGGCCAGUCGGCUCAUAAUGUUGGGGGUGGAGAAUUCCACAAUGUUGGUCAACACCAUACCAAAGUAACCACGGUUACCCAAAGCGAAGACGAAGGAAGCCACAAUGUAGGCGGCUCUAGUUUCCACAACGCGGGUGCCCAAGCCCAUCGGCAAUUCAACAGAGGCCAGAACGCUGCUUCGGCUAUUGGUAACACUCUAAAUGAAGGUGCAGAAGGCAGCCAGAUCGUUGGAAACGGUGAAGGUGUUGAUGUGCCAUUGGCAGAAGAAGCAGAUGAAGUAGGCGUUGGUGGUGGUUUAGAUGGUUCUGCCAGCAUAGGGGCUGGAGCGUCCGGUGCUAUCGGGGGAGGAAUCGGUGGAUCAUUGAGCGUUGGAGGCGGCGCGUCUGGAGCGUUUGAUGGUGCGGGCGCUAUUGGUGCUGGAUUAGCAGGAAGUGCUGCAGCUGCUGGUGCGGGCGCUAUUGGAGCUGGAAUAGCAGGUGCCGCAACUUUAGGCGCUGCUGCCGGUGCUAUGGGAGCUGGAAUAGCCGGUGGUGCCGCUCUAGGAGCCGGGGCAGCCGCUGCAGGUGCAGGGGCUGUUGGAGCCGGAUUAGCUGGAGCUGCAGCUCUAGGAGCUGGCGCCGCAGGCGCUGUCGGAGCGGGAAUCGCUGGUGGUGCGGCUCUAGGAGCCGGUGCAGCUGCUGCCGGUGCAGGGGCUAUUGGAGCCGGGUUAGCUGGAGCUGCAGCGCUAGGAGCAGGCGCCACGGGCGCUGUCGGAGCAGGAAUUGCUGGUGGUGGAGCUGCAGCCUUAGGAGCUGGUGCCGCCGACGCUGUCGGAGCAGGAAUCGCUGGUGGGGCAGCUGUAGGAGCUGGCGCCGCAGGCGCUGUCGGAGCUGGAAUUGCCAGUGGUGCAUCGUUAGAAGGAUCAGGUGCUUUUGGCGCAGGAGUAACUGGUGCUGGUAGCCUUGGCGCUGGCUUAGCUACUGCCGGAGAAAUCGAUGGAUCGAUGGGCAUAGGUGGAGACCUAUCUGGUGCCGCCGGUGUAGGUGCAGAUAUUUCGGGUUCUGGUGGUAUUGGAGCUAGCUUAGGUGGUGCCGGAGAAAUUGGUGGAUCAAUGAGUGUAGGGGGGGAUGCAUCUGCAACUGGAGGAUUUGGUGGUGAAGGCGAAAUCAAUGCUGGAGCAGGAUUAGCCGGAGCUGCGGCUCUAGAUGCUGGGGCAGCUGGCGCUGUUGGAGCUGGAAUAGUUGGUGGAGCCGGUGCAGCCGCUGCUGGUGCAGGAGCUGUUGGUGCUGGAUUAGCUGGAGCAGCAGCACUUGGAGCUGGAGCCGCUGGUGCAAUUGGAGCUGGAAUAGCUGGAGGUGCCGCUUUAGGGGCAGGUGCUGCUGCUGCUGGUGCGGAGGCGAUCGGAGCGGGUAUAGCUGGAGGUGCCGCUUUAGGGGCAAGUGCUGCUGCUGCUGGUGCAGUAGGAGCCGGGAUAGCUGGCGGUGCAGCUUUAGGUGCUGACGCUGCUGCUGCUGGUGCGGGUGCAAUUGGAGCUGGAAUAGCUGGAGGUGCCGCUUUAGGGGCAGGUGCUGCUGCUGCUGCUGGUGCGGGUGCUGUUGGAGCUGGAUUAGCUGGAGCAGCAGCAUUAGGAGCCGGAGCCGCAGGUGCAGUCGGAGCCGGGAUAGCUGGCGGUGCAGCUUUAGGUGCCGACGCUGCUGCUGCUGGUGCGGGUGCAAUCGGAGCGGGUAUAGCUGGAGCCGCACAUGCAUUUGGGGCUGGAUUAGCUGAAGGUGCUGCCCUAGGAGCUGGAGCGGCCGGUUCUAUUGGCGGAGCUUUGUCGGGUCGUGGCUCAGUGGGAGGCGGAUUCGGAUUUUCGGGUGGGGCGUCCGCGGGGGGGUAA